Conger conger (European conger) is the source of this 3685-nucleotide messenger RNA. RefSeq names its product NF-kappa-B-activating protein-like. NCBI's taxonomy places the organism in Eukaryota, Metazoa, Chordata, Actinopteri, Anguilliformes, Congridae. The record is from RefSeq and is a predicted model, not a curated record. The coding region runs from base 1837 to 2991 and encodes 384 amino acids. Gene Ontology annotation, cellular component: nucleus. The transcript is spliced from 9 exons. Gene Ontology annotation, biological process: regulation of gene expression. Gene Ontology annotation, molecular function: chromatin binding.
UCAUUUUCAUUAUAGCCAGGCGUGACGCAUGUAAUAUAUUUCGCUAUGCAAUUUGUUACUCUGUAUGCGUUUUAUCUAACAGAUGUGACAUUUAGUAAGGCCUGGCACGGAGCUAGCCAUGUAGUUAGGUUUGACUAACGUUAGCUACGGAAUUUGAAAAUUAGGGUUUGCUUAGGCUUGAUCUAGGGACAUCGAAUAACAAGAUAUUCAUUUGAUCGUACAAUUAAACAAUGCAUUAUACAGUGGGCUCCUGAAUUAUUAAGGCGAGAGACUGAGAUGACCAUUGCCAAACAUGGAUGUUGUUUCACAUAACCAUUUAUGUGUGGAUUUUGAUGUUUGGACGGGAGUUAUUGUCCUACUGGACAAUCUACCUUUGACCUUUCUACCAGAGACAACCAUUUUGGUCUCAUGUGACCACAGCAAUCUCUUCCAGUUAUAAUUUCAAUGAUGUUUGGCAAACGCCAGAUGCUUAAUUUUGUUUAUUGUGCUAAGUAAGGGCUUUCUUCAUGCUACCCAUCCAAAGAGCUUGUUGGUAUGGAGGUGGUGUUUUCAUCUCCUCACCGUCUGUGGGGACAAGGUGCACUUGUGUCCUCUUGCUGGCCAGUUUGCAACCAUUCCAUGUGUUAUUUUUGUUUAUUUAUAUAUUAUUAUUGCCCUUACUGUUCUAAGUGGUAUGUCUUUUUUGUAUGUAUUACCACACUUAUGAUGGUAAAUUACUGUCUGUCUCUUCAGAAUUGACAGUUCUUUGGCUUUUCCCAUGUUUAUGGAUGACAAUGCAUAGACUUUUCAUGCUUUUUACCAUCAUUUUGUAUUCUAUUGAAACCGGAAUUGAUGGAAUGACAUAAUAUAGACUUAUUAACCAAAUUAAGUAAAAUUGUAUUGACAAUUUCACUUUGUUUGAUUUUAUUCACAAUAAUUGUUAUAGGUACCAAUCAUUUUGACACCUACGUACAGUUGUCCCAUAUGUUUGGACAUAACAUAUAGAUUAUUAUGGGUGUUGUAUAUUAUGUGCAGCCUUUUUUCUUCAUUUUUAUUUAGGGUGUCAAAAAUUCUGGAGCGCAUUGUAUAAGAAUUUAGUGAAAAUUUCAAUGUCUCUCCGACCACAAUAGUAGUAGCAUUUUCAGUAUUUUCCUGGUUCGGUUCACUGCCGUCAUUUAAUCGAUUAACCAAUUAAAAAUCUAUUUUGUACAAGCAUGCUGCAAUAGGCUGGACAGCCAAUAGAAUAACAUUUAUUAAUGAGUUACAUUAAUGAGUUAUGUUACUGCCCAACUGGGGCAUCAUUUCAGGAAGAACUUUGGCAAAAAAAUGACUUCAUGAAUUCAUGGCUGUACACAAGACGACAUAUGUCCAUUUCAGUGUAUCACCGGUAAUAUUUCUCCAAACCAUUCUCAAAAUAUUUCGAAGGCAUGACACUGACAAGGGGUGAUUGCAUGAAAUUGGCAACUCUAAACAUCAUUACCAAGAUAUUCAGCAAUAGGCUACUCACUGAACGACAGAUAUAGUAACUACAGGACACUACCUGAGGAACGGCAUGGAACAACAAAGGCUACCUGCCUGCUAAUAUGCAAGCUUAGCAAAAUUAAGAGGCUGUGGCAUGUUGGCACAGUUUGCGGGAAGGAAGCAGGGAAAUCUGAGGACCACGCCUACUGGUUAAGUAAGCACACACCUGGACUACGUUACGAAUCAGUCCAGGAGUUUAUAAGGUGUGAUUCUUUCCACAGUAGGUAGCUGAGACCAGGAAACCGCAGGAGAGCAGAGAGCCGAGCCAAGACACCAGACAGCUGACAGCUGAAAAGCCAGCCAGCUGAAAAGCUACAUGCGAGUCAGAUGUAAGCCAUGUCUCCCACCCAUCGAUCGAGGAGUCGCAGUUCAGAGCAGGUGAACGGCCCGACCCAGCCGACACAGCGACGCAGCCGAUCCCGCAGUGGCAGCGGUAGGAGUCAUUCUAGGAGCCCCGCAAGCAAAUCCAGCAAACACAAUGGGAACUCUGUCAAAGAGGACCGACGGGCACGGUGGUGUGACUUCAGGGAUAGAAGCAGGACGAGGUUCUACACGGAGAGCUCUCGAAGUCGCUCCAGAUCCCGCUCCAGGGAGAGAGAUUCAUGGCAACAGCGAGAUGGGAGACACAGUCACGGAUCCCGUUUCGACCAUUAUAACAAAAGGGACGACACUAUACGGCAGAGACAAGAUUCUUUCAUUGCCAGGCGGCUGCAAGAAAGGGAGAGGAUUGGGGAAUUAGGGGCACCAGAAGUCUGGGGGUUUUCACCAAGGGUUAGAGAACCCGAUUCUGACGAGCAUACCCCUGUUGAGGAUGAUGUGAAAAACAACAGCUCUGUUUCAAGUUCAGAAGAGGAAAAGAAGAAAAAGAAAAAGAAGAAAAAGUCCAAGAAGAAGAAGCACAGGAAGCAGUCAGAGGACAGUGAGUCAGAGAGUCAAUCUGAAGAAGAGAAAAAGAAAAGGAAGAAAAAAGCGAAAAAAAAGAAGAAAUCAAAAAAGAAGAAAAGUAAGCGGAGCAGGAGACGGUCAAGUGAUUCGAGCAGCGAUAAGUCUGAAGACGAAGAGGACCAGAAUGAGGAACUGUGGGUGGAGAGAACCUACAAUGAUGAACAUAUUGUUGGUCCGGAGGCUCCCCUUACUCACCUGUCCCAGGAGGACAAACCUCUGAACUAUGGUCAUGCACUGUUGCCAGGUGAAGGUGCUGCUAUGGCAGAAUAUGUGAAAGCUGGAAAGCGUAUCCCUAGAAGAGGUGAAAUUGGCUUGACCAGUGAUGAGAUUGCUGCCUUUGAGCAGUCUGGCUAUGUUAUGAGUGGAAGCAGACAUCGCCGGAUGGAGGCUGUGCGACUAAGAAAGGAAAACCAGAUCUACAGUGCAGAUGAAAAGAGAGCCCUGGCGUCGUUUAACCAGGAAGAACGCAGGAAGAGGGAGAACAAGAUCCUGUCAAGCUUCCGGGAAAUGGUGUACAGGAAAACAAAAGGCAAAGAAGAAAAAUAAAGCAACAGUAACAAUUACGUUUUCCUUACAGUUUGAAAGGUUCUGUAAUAUAAAUACAGAUUUAAAUUAUUCUUACAUUAUUGUCAUCUUAUUGAUGUCACACAAUAUCACAUUAUUUACUAAGAAACCUCUGAUAUUAUAUAUAAUAUCAAUACCCCCAUAGUUUAUUUUAUUAGUGAAAUUGACAGAAACAAAUACUAUGUAUUUGUUAGUAUUUCAGUAUUGGCCAAAAUUAGGCCAAUGUUACAAAACAAUCCAUAGAUUUCCUCAUUUAAGAGUGUAUUUCUCCAGAGCAUUGAUUUUUAUUUUAUUGUUGUGCGUAUAUAGAGAACAUUUCCGGGAUUAUUUAAACAUUAAUAUGAUUAUUUUCAAAUGGAAAUAAUUUUGAGCUCUUGCAAAGUGAUCUGUAAUCUCAUAAUAACAUAGUAUAUUUAAUAACAAUGCAUGAAUCUGACUAAUGCUUACCAUUUCUGCAAUUAUCAUUUGUUAUGAUACAGGAAAUUGUUAAAAUAAUGCAUAUUAUUAGAAGUUGAUAGUUUCUUUCAGUCGAGUCUUGUUCUCAAUGAUGUCUUUCAGCCACCUUUCUCUAAAACUUGUUUUUCCUGGCCUAUGAAAUGGAGGGAGAAAAAAAAAUAUAUUAUCCAAUGGAAGUUCUGUAUUAAAAAUACAAAAGACAAGACAUGUUUAAGUUCUA